This is a messenger RNA of Apis mellifera (honey bee), 2480 nucleotides long. RefSeq lists its product as uncharacterized. Gene Ontology annotation, molecular function: nucleic acid binding. Lineage: Eukaryota; Metazoa; Arthropoda; Insecta; Hymenoptera; Apidae. The transcript is spliced from 8 exons. The record is from RefSeq and is a predicted model, not a curated record. Bases 425 to 2317 code for a protein of 630 amino acids.
CACCACCACCACCACCAGCAAGGGAGCAUCAGUGGUAGCAGCAGCGGCACCAGCAGCAACACACCGGCACCUCCUCCUGGCUCUCCUCCUGCUGGUGUGUACCGAUGCCGCAGUAGCGACUGCCUCUCUGCCCCGUAUAGAUUUUCAAUUAGUCCGCGCGGAACGUGGAAAAUAAUGUGCCGCUCCGACACCUGCUGACCAUCCCCAAAGGUCGGUCGCGUCCCCGGGUCUCGGUCGCCUAUCGCGCGUCGUUUCGUAGUUGUCGUCGCCGUCCUCGCUUACCAUCGUCGUGACCUGGUGUGGACGGACAAUUGAGGAGAGGGUGAGGGGAGAUCGAUUUCCGUCUUCCGUGUGCGUGUGCAGUGUUGAAAAAAGACAGAGAAUGGGCGAACAGUGACAAGAUCUUGGAACGAUCCACGGGUCCAUGGGAUCGUCAGAGAGAAUGCCGUUCCCGGUGAAUCGCAGGACCCCGUUGUCCAGUAUCAUCGCGAUCUCUGCGUUCAUGCUGCAUUCAGGUAUUGUAGCCCUUCGAAUGACAGCCCUCCAAAUACCGCAACACGUCGUUCUGAACGAGACGGUCCGUAUGCAGUGCAACUUCAAUUUGGAUAAAGAACUAUUGUACUCGGUGAAAUGGUAUAAAGAUGGCCACGAAUUUUAUCGUUACGUGCCGAGGGAUGUGCCAAUGGUCCAAACCUUUCGCGUUCCUGGUGUUGAUGUGAACACGCACAAUUCCACGGAAAGAUCGGUGGUUUUGAACAAUGUGAAUCUUACUAGCUCAGGGAGGUAUCGAUGCGAGGUGUCCGCCGAGGCUCCAGCCUUUCAAACCGUGUCUGACCAUGCAGACAUGACGGUAGUAGUUCUUCCUGACGAAGGGCCACGAAUAACCGGUGGCCGUUCGCGCUAUCAAGUCGGCGAGAUCGUUCGAAUGAACUGUACGUCAGCGCCCUCAAAACCGGCUGCUUUAUUAACUUGGUUCAUCAAUGGUGAUCAGGCCGAUAAUCAGUACCUGAAGGGACCACACAUUACCGCUGUGGAUGAGAAAGGGUUAGAAACCGCGGUAUUGGGCUUGGAGUUUCGCGUCGCCAACAAACACUUCAAGCGUGGCGACAUGAAGCUGAAGUGCUUGGCGACAAUAGCGACCGUCUAUCUGCAGAGCAAUGAGGAGAGCGUGGAAGGAGACGAGAGAAUCCUGAAAGCUCCCGUGAUGGAGAGCCGCGAGACCAGGGCACAGAGCCACACUCGGAACGAUUUAAUCAAUGGUAAAAUCCUCGACGAAUCCCCACUCACGAACACUUUGAUAGAAUCUCCACCAGAUAUCAAAAUUUUAAUUUGUAUUAAAAUUAAAAAAAAUGCAGAACAAAUGGAGCCUAUGACAUUAGGAUCACCUGCUGGAAGUCCUAUGCAAAGUCCUGGAAGUCCAGGAACUUCUGCAUAUCUUCCAAGUUUUCUUUUAGGUGAUACUACUACACCUGCUAAAAUUAAUUUGACAAGUCCUCAAGAUACUCCAAAACAAUUGCAUAUUGGACAUAGUGGACUUACAUCUCCAUUAUCUAAUUAUGGUACUCCAGACUAUCGUACUAAUCGCCAGAAAGCAGUAUUCAGAGGUGCUAAUACUCCUAAUACAUCACAAAUAGUCACAGAAAGUCAUUCUGGUGGACCUCCAACAGUAGAAUUAUUUGAUACUGUAGAAAGUUUAAAAACUACAUCUAAUCAAUGCAGUUUAUCAACACCAAAUCAAAGUAUAUCAUAUAAUCAACCAAGACUUUUGCAUAGUUCUAUAUUCAAUGAUAGUGGAUUAAAUCCUAAUACAUCUGAAUCACAAGGUCUUUUACAAUGGGUGACUGUUUUUGGUUUUCCUCCUAGUGAUAUGAAUAAUGUUUUGGCUCAUAUUUCGAGCAGAGUUCGUAUAGUAGAUAAGCAUCCUCCACCACAUUCACAAAGCAAUUGGAUACAUUUAAAAUGUGCUUCAGAACUAGAAGCACAAAGGGCACUUGCAUGUAAUGGAAAUAUAGUAUCUGGAUCUAUAAUGAUCGGCGUAAUUCCUUGUACAGAUGAGGGUGUUAUAUUGCGGUGCGAUAAAGAAAGAAACUGUUCGAAAAUGAAUGGAAGUAUUAAAUCUUUUUGUAAUAUAGGACGACUCAGUAAAUCACCGGAAUAUAGUACACCGCGCACGCCAAUUAGAAUACAAAGUGCAAGACCAUUGGCAGUUGGUUAUAAUCAAAAUCUUAGUUCUCAAUCAGUAAGAUCACCAGAAAAUGUUCCACAAAAAUCUACAGGUUUAGUCUCAAAAGCAAUGGAAUAUAUGUUUGGUUGGUAAUUUUCAAAUGAAAAAAAUUGUACAUGACAAAUAUUAUUUAAUAUUCCUUACAUUUUUAUAAAAAUCGAAUGCGAUAUAAACACGACCCGAGAGAGGAAUAUAUAUUCAAAAAUCCCUAAAAUGCUUGUUCGUUUUUUUUUUUUUUUUUUUUUUUUUUUUUUUA